UUGCAAUUAAUGAAAUGCCCUUAUAUUGAUGAUGAUAUGAAUUCUACAAGCGGACUUGAGACACAAAUCUGCAGAGACGUGUGAUAGGAAAAGCAUAGCAUAGUAUUGAAUUAAUAAAAAAGAAGAGAGGAAAAGGAAAUCAAUAAUCCAAGAGAUUUUAAAUUUGAUCUAAUCCUGAAGAAUCCGAAAUCAUGAAUCUGGAGUCUUGACCUGAAAAGAUUGAGGACCCGGCAUACAUUCAACUACGGAGACAAAACUUGACAAAUGAUCAUGCAGGGGCCACAUGCAUUUCUACUUGUGGUUCAAUUGGCCAUUGUUUCCUAUUUAUAGCCACAUGCAUAAGCUUUGUCCUUCACAGUUUAUACAUAUUCUCUUAUCAGCUCCAGUAGUGAUAAAGACCAAAUAAAGGAGAGAAUCAAUGGCUGCAGAAAAUGGUUUUGCUUCUGCUCAUGAAUCUCCCACAAUACAUGCACAAGACCUAGAUCAGAUCACCACUCAUCUCUUGUCUUCACCACCUAUUCUUGAAAUGGAGAACCAUAAUGGUGUUUCUCUUAACAUUCCAGGAUGGUAUGCUGAUGCUUCUCAAGGAUGGCCAGGAGAGGCACACUUGUACAAGGUGGAAAAAGUCCUCUUUCAUGACAAGUCAGAAUAUCAGGAUCUUAUUGUAUUUCAGUCAUCAGGGCAUGGCAAGAUUGUGAUCUUGGAUGGGGAUCUUCAACUCACAGAGAAAGAUGAGUUUGCUUACCAAGAAAUGCUCACCCACCUUCCGCUUUGCUCCAUUCCAAACCCAAAGAAGGUAUUGCUAAUUGGAGGGGGAGAUGGUGGAAUUCUGAGAGAAAUAUCUCGCCAUUCCUCCGUUGAUCGGAUUGACAUAUGUGAAAUUGACAAAAUGGUGAUUGACGUAAGUGAAUUAUAUAUCUCACUAUUCCUAUCUAAGGCCUACAAGCGGUUCUUCCCUGACAUAGCAAUUGGAUACGAGGAUCCCCGAGUCAAUCUGCAUAUAGGCGACGGAGUUGAAUUCCUGAAAAAUGUUCCUCAGGCUCAGGUUACUUACGAUGCAAUCAUAUUGGACGCAUUCCAGUGCGUGGGGCCUGAUGAAAAAGAAGCAGGCGAUAAGUGCUUCCUAGAAUCGGUGGCGAAGGCUCUUCGCCCAGGAGGAGUCAUGUGUUGCCCAGCGGAAAGCUUGUGGCACACAGAAUUUUCACUUUCAGAUUGCAUAGCAAAAUGCCGCGAGGCAUUCAAAGGCUCUGUUAGCUACGCCUGGUGCACAACUCCUGCAUAUGCCAGUGGGAUGAUUGGUUUCAUGCUUUGCUCCACCGAGGGUCCACCGGUCGACUUCAUACACCCUGUAAAUCCAUUGAAUCCUGAGAAUUAUGGUGUAGCCAAAGGACCUCCCCUAUUUUAUAACUCAGAGGUCCAUACUGCUGCCUUCUGCAUGCCGUCUUUUGCAAAGAAGAAGAUGUUUGGCUCCAAAAUCUGAUUGACUAGAGGAUGAGAUCCGGCCAUAGCUAGUUUCUUUAUUUUCAUUAAACUAUGAAGCAGUUCCAAAAUCUUCUUAACAAAAGGAAUGCGAACAACCACAGCAAUAGCAAAGUUUCUUUUUCUUUUUUUUUUUUUU
Molecule: messenger RNA, 1618 nt
Organism: Hevea brasiliensis (rubber tree)
Lineage: Eukaryota; Viridiplantae; Streptophyta; Magnoliopsida; Malpighiales; Euphorbiaceae
Product: spermidine synthase 2
Exons: 9
Coding region: 419-1480 (353 amino acids)
Biological process (GO): spermidine biosynthetic process
Cellular component (GO): cytosol
Molecular function (GO): spermidine synthase activity
Source: RefSeq, a predicted model, not a curated record